Messenger RNA from Ascochyta rabiei, 951 nucleotides. RefSeq lists its product as uncharacterized. Bases 1 to 951 code for a protein of 316 amino acids. The transcript is spliced from 3 exons. NCBI's taxonomy places the organism in Eukaryota, Fungi, Ascomycota, Dothideomycetes, Pleosporales, Didymellaceae. The record is from RefSeq and is a predicted model, not a curated record. Gene Ontology annotation, biological process: lipid catabolic process.
AUGUUCAUCUUCUUCUUCUCGCUCUUUCUUACUACCUUACUCAAUGCUCUCCCCGGCAAUGCCGCUCCUUUUGUUGCUGAAAAGAGAGCUAUCGACACCAAUCUACUCCAGACGUUUAGACUGAUGUCACAAUACUCUUCAGCAGCGUACUGCUCCAGCAACUUCAACUCGACCGGCGAUCAAAUUCAAUGCGAAUCUGGAAACUGUCCGCUAGUAGAACAAGCAGACUCAGCCACCGUGCUUGAGUACAGUAGGGCAGAGACCUCCACCGACGUGACUGGCUUCGUAGCAAUCGACCACACGAACAAAGCCAUCGUCCUCUCUUUCCGUGGCUCCCUGUCUAUCGACAACUGGCUCACCAACCUCGACUUCGACUUGGUCAAAACCGACAUUUGUCCAGACUGCACCGCGCACUCUGGAUUCUGGAAUUCCUGGGUCGAUGCCCGCGGCACCGUCCUUCCUGCCGUAAAAGCCGCGUCUGAGCGGUAUCCAGCCUACCAGAUCUCUGUGACGGGCCACUCACUCGGGGGCGCCAUCGCACCCUUCGCUGCGGCCCAGCUGCGCAACCAAGGGUUCAGCACCAGCCUUUACACGUUCGGAAGUCCGCGCAUCGGCGGGCGGAAACUGAGUGCCUACAUCUCCAACCAGGCAGGGGGCAACUAUCGCGUCACGCACCGGAACGACCCCGUCCCCCGGCUGCCGAUGCUGCUUAUGGGAUACGUGCAUAUCAGCCCGGAAUAUUACAUCGAUAAGAAGAGCAGAGUCGCGAUCACAGAGAACGACUUCCAAGUCUACAAUGGUGCGGUCAAUUGGAAGGGGAACAACGCGUGGUUGAUCACCAGUAUCGAGGCGCACAGGUGGUAUUUCACAAAGAUGUACUUGUGUGGGGAUCUAACGAUCACGAUAGAUGUGGAUGCGCUGGCGGGCGUGGAUGUCGUAGCUAAGUUCUAA